Messenger RNA from Meloidogyne enterolobii, 330 nucleotides. Lineage: Eukaryota; Metazoa; Nematoda; Chromadorea; Rhabditida; Meloidogynidae. The record is from the annotation of a GenBank genome assembly.
AUGGACCCAGAAGAUGGAUUAUAUGAAAGAUUAAAUUGGGAUCAUUGGCGUUCAUUUAUUUCAAAGGAAGGAAAUGUUGGGGAUUCUUUUACUGUCAGAAAAAUAAUUUAUUUUGCGUCGAUGGACCCAAAAAUGAGAAAAGAAUUGUGGCCUUUCCUUUUAAGAAUAUUCCCUUGGUCUUCAACUUAUGAACAUCGCGAGAGUAUUCGUAACGAUUUAUUUCUUCGAUACCAAAGAAUGAAAAGAAAUCGAAUUAAAAAAAUUUCAAAGGCAACAGAAGCAGGGGAAAAGUUUUAUGCUAAUGUUGAAUCGAGCAUCUUAAAAGUAUAA